GUGACAUGCUUGCAUGUCCACUUUAAAACCGGGGCCAUGACCAACGACGAGGCAGUUGCAUCCAGCUCGAAUGCUGCGUCCGCGAGCGCAGCUAUCACAGAUAAAGUCCGCGUACUCUGCCUGCACGGAUACAGGCAAUCGGCAGACUCCUUCAAAAACAAACUGGGCUCGUUCAGAAAGUUUACCACAAAAUAUGCCGAGUUUGUGUUUAUCAAUGCUCCUCAUGUAGCUCAACCUUUUGAGGCAUCUUCGCCAGCAUUGCCCGAGCAACGUAGUUGGUGGGCCAACAAAGACGACGGUAGUUUCAAGGGCACUAACAAAGGUGGCCCGGCAUAUGGAUUUCAAGAAAGCUUGCGCGUGGUUGAAGAGGCGUGGAAGAAAGAUGGUCCAUUUCAAGGUCUACUUGGAUUUUCGCAAGGUGCUUGCUUUGUGGGCUUAAUAUGUGGCUUAGCUAAAAAGAAAUUAACGUCAAUACGUCCCGAGUUUGCGGUGCUCGCAUCUGGCUUUAUAUCCGGCAGCUUAGUACAUAUGAGUGCCUAUGAGGAACGAAUCACAAUACCAACGUUGCACAUUUACGGUCUGACUGAUGAAAUCAUAUCUAAGGAUAUGAGCGAAUCGUUAGCGGCACAUUUUAAAAAUGUCGAGGUGCUCGAGCACAAUGGAGGCCACUAUUUUCCGGCCACUGCGCAACAGAAGCAGACGUACAUUAACUUCUUUCAAGAUCGGCUACAGGAGUAUUUGGAGCACUUAGAGCUGCAACAGAGCAGUAAUGCAUCGUACAUUGAUAGUGGCGAAGAUGAUGAGGUGGCCGAUUUAACGGAUGCCAAUGAUGCCGAAGUGGCUGCUAUGACGGCGGCUGCCAGCUCAGAUCUAGAUGAUAGCGACUAGAUUAUUUUCGUUUUUCAUUUUUGUUUUUUAAUAAUAAUGAAAUCUUAUUACAAUAAUAAUUUGAUUAUAAAUUAUAAUAAAAUUAAAUCCCAAUAUAUUCAA
Messenger RNA from Scaptodrosophila lebanonensis, 990 nucleotides. Its product is annotated as esterase GA18864. Gene Ontology annotation, biological process: response to retinoic acid. The transcript is spliced from 2 exons. Bases 37 to 888 code for a protein of 283 amino acids. Gene Ontology annotation, cellular component: nucleus; cytoplasm. The record is from RefSeq and is a predicted model, not a curated record. NCBI's taxonomy places the organism in Eukaryota, Metazoa, Arthropoda, Insecta, Diptera, Drosophilidae.